GUGCUUGACUAUUCAUAAAGGAACGGAAAUUGCCCUUGGAAACGUCAGUGGUUGAAAUUCCCGGAAAAAAAUGGAUAAUACUAGACUUGGGCCUAACCCGGAUGGAGCAUCCGAUGAUCAGCACGGUAAUCGAAACCAAAAUCAAGAACCAACCUCUCCUAGAAGCAUAUCUAAAGUACCAGAAGCUAUUGAUGAAACAGAUAUACGACAGCAAGAAAGCGCUCCCUCCAGUCAACAAGACGAAACCAACCGAGUUGAGUCUGCUGGUAUACCCAGUAUUGCGGAAGCUUCGAUAUCAAACGAUGAGACACUACCGCCAUCAGAUGGCCAUACAAAUCGCCACCAUAGCAUUAUCGAGAUUUCGGAUGAUGAUGCCGAUACGGAAAGUAGGGUGAAUGUCAGUGAUUAUAGAAGGGAAGAUGAUAGUAAUGAUGUGAUUGUAAUCAAUGAUACCAACGAUAAUGAUAAUGACAACGAUAUAAACGAUAAUGACAUUCAGAUUACAGGCUCUAAUACCAUAGAACCACUGCUAAUACCAGUACCAAUCAAUGAAGAGUCCAAUGAUGUUCCCACCAGAGGACAUAUACGGCCUGGUUCACCAAUAGAAUAUAUUCAAGGUCGUAAUGUCCGGAGGAGAUUAAGUAACCAUUCAGAUGAUGAAAUCGAAAUCACUGGACAAAGGCCCGCUCGACAAGCUCUUCGCUACCUACCUCAAGUUGAAAAUCCUCCGAUACUAUCUGAUGGCGAGAUAUUUCGACAAAGCAUAAUGCGGCAGAUUGAAACUCCCCUUGGAAUAUUUGAAGAUGAUGAUCCUUAUUUUAGUCGCCCAAGAGAAAGAGAACAACCUGCUCCUAACCCUGCAUUCAUCCGUUUUCAAUUCGGCCAAGGGAAUAACCGUGGUCGUAAUAGUUUACGUGGCCGUGGACGUGGAACUCGUGGACGUGGAGUUCGUGGUAGAAAUACAAGCACAUUACAUUCUCGUAGAUUCAAUAGAGCAAAUGAAAACCAAUAUGAACAAUUCCAAUUACCUGAUAUGAUCCUCGAAGAGCUAUCCAAUCAAAUUGAAUUUCCCUUGAUACCGCCUUAUGCACAUACUCAUAGAUCCCUUGAAGGCGGUUUAAUGAUUUUCAGAGAUUCCGAUCAAGUUGAAGGUUCAAUCAUGGAAAGAAUUGAGCGUGACAAUGAAACCGCAAUGGAUAGAAGAUUGCAAUCUGAAAACACUUAUAAUAAAAAAGCUUUAGAGGAUAAAAAAUUAGUGGCCAAGAAUGAAUUGAAAGGGUAUUCAAAUAAUAUUAAACCAGAUGAAAAUGGAAUGUGUGAACUUUGUGGGAUAACUUUAGGAGAAGGUAUACCUGAAGCCUUCAAGCCAAACCCUCAAUGGGAUUUAAAAUUAGCUGAAUUUUCAAAACAUUCCCAUGUUCAAGCUCCUUGGUUUUGUAUUAAACAAUGUUUUGAAACUGAUCGAACAUUACUGAAACGAGUCUUUACUUCAAAAUGUGGACAUUUAUUCUGUGGUCGCUGUGUUAAGAAUAUAGUUAAUAAAGAUCGAGGAAAUGGUCGGAAGAAUAAACGUAGUGAUAUUACUAUUGAUAACCCACUUAUAACAGCACCUAGAAAGUGUCCAGCAGAAGAUUGUGGAAGACAAUUCGUCAAAGGUGGGAAAAAUAAUUUUCAAGAAUUAUAUUUAUGAACAUGUAAAACUUAUGUAUGUAAUAUAUCAAUGUGAAAUCAAAAUGAUUUUACGUAAAC
Molecule: messenger RNA, 1749 nt
Organism: Hyphopichia burtonii NRRL Y-1933
Lineage: Eukaryota; Fungi; Ascomycota; Pichiomycetes; Serinales; Debaryomycetaceae
Gene: HEX3
Product: SUMO-targeted ubiquitin ligase complex subunit
Exons: 1
Coding region: 71-1690 (539 amino acids)
Cellular component (GO): SUMO-targeted ubiquitin ligase complex
Molecular function (GO): ubiquitin-protein transferase activity
Source: RefSeq, a predicted model, not a curated record